Trichoplusia ni (cabbage looper) is the source of this 5781-nucleotide messenger RNA. RefSeq lists its product as uncharacterized. Lineage: Eukaryota; Metazoa; Arthropoda; Insecta; Lepidoptera; Noctuidae. The record is from RefSeq and is a predicted model, not a curated record. The coding region runs from base 1204 to 3333 and encodes 709 amino acids. The transcript has 2 exons.
GGAUUUAGAAGGUCUGUUGAGUCUUCGACUCAACCGCUUCCCGGCGUGUGCGAGCGAGACAACGAAGCUAUCGCUGUCGCGGGCAGCGGGCUGCCGCGGACAGCGGGCCACCGCGGCUCGCCUGCGCAUCCGCGCGCCCCACCUCGACAGUCAGCUGUUACACGCCACGACAUACGCCCGCACUCGCACUCUUAAUUUUCUUAUUGGUUGUUCGUACUCAUAUUUCUUAUUUGUAACAGUCUGAUAUUUCAUUAUACUCAUUUUAAUACAGUCCACUAAGCAUUUCAUUUUAUAUAUAAGGCUAUCGACCCCAACAUAUGGUCCUUCUACCGUUACGUUGGACUAUCGCGCGUCGUUAGAACAAAGAAAAAUUCAAAUCGACGGUUCUGCAAGUCAUCGGGCUGUGAAUUUUUCCAAGUUUGUCAUCGUAUCUGCAUCAAGAUAAUCAUCAUCGUGCAUCCAGUUCUUCGGUGUCUGCAUUUGGACAUCGUGAACAUCGGCACGGCUGCAAAUUAGCCGUCUUAGCCGUCUUCAACCCAACGGACAUUCGAAGAAUUUGAAAUUGAACUUCAUAACGGCUGCAAAUAUAUAAUACAUCUUCAAAAUUGUCGUCGUGCAUCGAGAAACUUGAAGAAUCUCCUCAUCACCAUCCUUAUCAGUGGUUUGCGCAACAAAACUGUGAGAUCGUUCCAAUUUUUCCUUUUUUAACUUUAAUCAUCAACACCGUAGUAAAAAUUUAAUUUCAUAUAAAUCAUUUUCAUCGCAUUAGUAUUAUUGCACUUCAUUCAAAUCAUUUUAACUUCGACCUUCAUUGAAUUUACUGUUUCAUCUCUUCAAAAUUAAUUAUUUUUUCUCAUUAUUUAGUUAAUAUUCAUUUAGUGCCUAUCAUAGUCACUCGUCAUAAUUCAUUUAUCAUCGUCAUCUUCUUAAAUCCCAUUUAAUUAAUAUUAUUGUGUUAGUUCCUUUGUUUCUGUGAUUUAAGGUUAGUUCUAUGACUCAUAUUUUCUUCACAGUGACAAAGCAAUUUGACAUUUACCUAAACGCCUAUAAAAUUGUCAGAGCAAUUCUCGCUUAAACAACUUAGUGCUAUUGCAUCAUUGCAGUAUAUUUGCUAUUAUUUUUUCAAAAGGUACCAGAUUUAUUUUAUAGCUUUUUUUCCUUCUACUUUUAUCUUGCCUCCAUCUUGCAAUAUCCAUCUUCGUCAUGGCUGAUAUUAAAAGCUUUAUAAAGAAGCGAGCAUCAUUUAAAGCUAAGCUUACGCAAUUUUCUUCUUACUUAAACAUAGUUCAAUCAUGUGAAAAGUUAAGUGAGGUUCAACUCAUUGAAAUUGAACAUCGCCUUAGUACAUUUGAAAGUUUAUAUGAAAAAUACGACAUUUUACAGACGGAGUUGGAGGAAGCGGUGGAUGACCCCAGCGAGCAAUAUACGGAACGGGAGGAGUUCGAGAAGCAGUACUACAGCUUGGUGGCUACUGCACGGCAUCUCAUUGGCAUGGCUCGCAAGCAUCUUUCGAGGGACGCCGCGUUCGGGGUGGAGUCUGGUACUUCUCAUACACAUAAACACACAUCAGUUCGUUUACCCAAAAUUGAUUUACCCAAAUUCUCUGGCAGUUAUCAUGAUUGGUUAGAGUUUAGGGACACCUUUAUUUCCAUCAUUCACAAUAACGAAGGCAUAGACAACAUAAAUAAAUUGCACUAUCUUCGUGCUUCUUUGAAGGGUAGCGCUUCUCUUAUAAUUGAUAAUCUAGACUUUAGGUCUGAUAAUUAUGACGCUGCCUGGAAGUUGCUCUGUUCUAGGUACGACAACAAAAGACUGCUUGUCAAUAACCACGUUCAAGCCAUUUUUAGUGUACAAAAUAUCACUAAGGAGUCAACGCUCGUGGGGGUGACGGAUGCUGAAGGCCGCCCUCAUACUGCUCGAGUCUUGCUGGACAAUGGAAGUACCGCAAACUUCGUAUCUGAAGACUUCUGUCGGAAGCUACGUAUCCCUACUUAUUUUGUUGCAUCUAGAGUUAAAGGCAUAAACAAUCAAUCUUCUGAUUGUUCACAGGGGUGUACACUCUCUUUAAAUUCCCUUAAUGAGGAUUUUGAAGUUGAGUUAGAUUGUCAUGUCAUAGCAAAAGUUUCGUCAUCAGUUCCAAGUACAUAUAUUGACACCCAUAACAUAUGUUUACCCAGUAACAUAGUUCUUGCCGACCCUCGCUUUUAUACUCCAUCUUCCAUAGACAUUUUGGUUGGUGCAGAAGUAUUUUGGGGUAUCAUAGGCAUGAAUCGUAUUUCUCUGGGUAAAAACAUGCCUACAUUACUAGAGUCAAAAUUAGGCUGGCUCAUAACAGGUGUUGUACAUCAACCUAACAAUUUUUCAAAUAAUUCUUCUUCUUUCAUGCUCACAGAUGACUUGCGGCUGGGCUUGAACCGCUUCUGGGAGCUGGAUUCCAUUUCAUCAAAACACAAACUGACAUACGAAGAGCGAUCAUGCGAACAGAUUUUCGUAGAGACCACAUAUCGUGACACGGAUGGACGGUUUGUCGUUAAUAUUCCCCUUAAAGAAUCCCCUGAUGUGUUAGGUGACUCAUACUCAAUGGCCAAGCGUCGCUUUCUUGCUCUUGAACGUCGUUUAGCCAAAGAUUCAUAUUUAAAACAAUUGUAUGCAAAUUUCAUGGACGAAUAUAUAGAGCUGGGCCAUAUGUCUGAGUAUAGUCACUGUAACACAGCCUCCACAUAUCCAAAUUACUUGCCUCAUCAUGGUGUGUUGAAGGAGUCAAAGUCUACAACCAAACUUAGAGUUGUUUUUGACGCUUCGGCUCGCACUACAACAGGUAAGUCCUUUAAUCAAAUUCAAAUGGUUGGUUCUCCUCUACAAGACGACUUACUAUCAAUUUUACUCAGAUUUCGUCAGCAUAAGAUUGUUGUAAGCGCAGACAUUGAGAAAAUGUAUAGAGUCACUCGCGUGAACGACAUACAUAAACCCUUGCAAACGAUUCUUUGGAGGGCAGAACCAACUCAUCCCUUAAAAACUUUUACCUUAAACACGGUAACAUAUGGUACCGCUUCUGCCCCAUUCUUAGCAACUAGGUGUCUUAUGCAGCUUGCUCAGGAGUGUGAUGAUCCAUCAACACGCUCUACCAUAGAGCACGACUUCUAUGUCGACGACUAUUUGUCAGGUGGUUCAUCUGUUACAGAAACGUUGGACAAGUGUCGGAAUGUCAUAGCUGUUCUUAAAACAGCAAAGUACAAUCUGCGGAAAUGGCAAUCUAAUUCUCAAGCUGUACUUUCUGCUAUUUGCAAAGAUCAGGUUAGUUCUGAUUUAGUAAAUCUUAGCGACCGUACCUGAGUGAGUUUGUGAUCACUCUACCUCCUCUAAACGAGGUCAAAAUACCCCGGUGGGUCACUUGUGAAUCACUGGCGUCCUUACAGUUACAUGUCUUCACUGAUGCCUCUGAAAAGGCGUACGGUACAUGUAUAUAUGUUCGCAGUACAUCAGUAAGCGGGGAGGUUCGUGUUCAUCUUCUUACAUCUAAAAGCAAGGUUGCUCCUGUCAAAUCUACAACUAUUCCCCGCCUCGAACUCUGUGCAGCAUUAUUAGGUUCACGUCUUUACCUAAAGGUUCGUCAGUCACUUACAUUGAACUUUGACGACGUAUACUUUUGGUGUGACUCUACCAUAGUUUUGGGCUGGUUGGCUGCAUCACCGACGCAGCUCAAGACUUUCGUUCGGCAUAGAGUCUCCGAGAUACAGGAAACUGCGGAGGGGAGGCCUUGGCGCUACGUACCUUCUCUUUCUAACCCCGCAGACCUCUCUUCGCGUGGACUCAGAGCGGACAAACUGUUAUCGUCUUCGUUGUGGUGGUCAGGACCCCAAUUCCUUCUCGAAGAUACAUCUUCCUGGCCUCAGUUUCCAGAACAAAAUCGCCAAGUUUUAAAUCUUCCUGAGAUAGUUUCUUCACACCAUAUUGACAUUCUUAUUACAACUGAAAAUAUUAUUAAUUCAUUAUUUCCUAAAUAUUCUUCUAAUUUUUAUGCUUUACAACGUAUGAUGGCAUAUUUAUUACGGUUUUGUAACAAAUGUAGGAGAAGGUCUUCGGCUCACGGCCCACUCACAUCUACAGAAUUACAAAAUUCAUUACAUUUUCUUUGUACAUUGGCUCAACAGGAGUCGUUUCCUGAAGAGUAUUUCUUACUGUCCACAGGCAAACAAUUGCCUGCUAAAAAUAAACUUCUUUCCUUAUCUCCAUUCUUUGACAGAAACUCUAACUUAAUUCGUGUUGGAGGUAGGUUAAGUAAUUCGUUCUAUGACUAUGAUGUUAAACAUCCUAUUCUCUUGUCUAGCUCUCAUGUAAUUUGUAAAUUAAUAUUCAAUAUGUACCACUCACGCCUUAUGCAUCCAGGACCUCAGCUAUUACUUGCCACGAUUCGUCACCACUAUUUUCCGAUUGGGGGCAAGAACUUGGCUAAAAAGGUUACACAUCAAUGCGUGAAAUGUUGCAGGAUCAAAGCAAGUACUAUCCAACCUAUGAUGGGCAAUCUUCCUGAGCAACGGUUACACCUUGAGUUUCCCUUCUUAGAUUCAGGGGUCGACUAUGCUGGACCUAUCAUGAUAGCUGAUCGUAAGGGACGAGGGUGUAGACUUGUUAAGAGUUUUAUUUGUGUGUUUGUAUGUCUAGCUACCAGAGCCAUCCAUCUCGAACUCGUAUCGGACCUUACAAAGGAGGCUUUCUUGGCUGCCAUGAACCGUUUUAUUGCUCGUAGGGGAAAACCACGUAACAUUUUCUCCGACAAUGGCACAACGUUUGUCGGUGCUUUCAAUGAGUUAGCUGACUUACUUUCACAGGACUUAAACUUUAGCACUAUUGAUCGAGGAAUUAACUUUUCUUUUAUUCCUGCGUAUACUCCACACUUUGGCGGAUUGUGGGAAUCGGCUGUCAAAUCGACAAAACACCAUCUCAGAAGAGUUCUAGGUUUGACCAAUUUAACCUUCGAAGAGAUGGCAACAUGCUUAAUUCAAGUGGAGGCCAUCUUGAAUUCAAGGCCCUUAACUCCACUUUCCAACGACCCCUCAGACCUCACUCCUUUAACUCCAGCCCACUUCCUUAUUGGACGCUCACUUAUUUUGUUGCCUCAUCCACAGAUCGAGAGGGCCAACGUCAACCAUUUACAACGGUUUCGCCGCAUCGAGUUCCUGAAACAACACUUCUGGGCUCGUUUCUCUCAGGAAUACAUUGUGUGGCUGCAGGAGAGGACAAAAUGGCGCCAAUCUUCGGGAGAGCUGAAGGAAGGAACUCUCGUUGUCAUUAAAGACAAAAGCUUACCGCCUUUACUCUGGCUUUUAGGACGCAUCACACGAGUGCUUCCUGGCAGGGAUGGCAUAUCAAGAGUCGCCGACAUCCGCACUCGUAAGGGUGUCAUUCGGCGAGCGUUCAACACCAUCUGCCCUCUACCUGUCUCUGUUGAAGACUCUUCAACCGGGGGAGGAUGUUGAGUCUUCGACUCAACCGCUUCCCGGCGUGUGCGAGCGAGACAACGAAGCUAUCGCUGUCGCGGGCAGCGGGCUGCCGCGGACAGCGGGCCACCGCGGCUCGCCUGCGCAUCCGCGCGCCCCACCUCGACAGUCAGCUGUUACACGCCACGACAUACGCCCGCACUCGCACUCUUAAUUUUCUUAUUGGUUGUUCGUACUCAUAUUUCUUAUUUGUAACAGUCUGAUAUUUCAUUAUACUCAUUUUAAUACAGUCCACUAAGCAUUUCAUUUUAUAUAUAAGGCUAUCGACCCCAACAGGUCUCAG